AUUCUAAACUUGCGUCAAAGCUUCUAAAAGCCCUGCCAACGAUUGAUGUCGGGGAGAACGUUCUGAUUUAAAAGAAAAACGUUUUGCAGAGGUUAAAACAACUUGAAGAAGGAAAUGUUUUGUUUCUUCUUUUGUCUCGUGGCGCUUGGGAUUUGUGCCGUGUCGUCUGCAGAUCAGAAUGAACAAUGUAAGUCAAAUAUUUUGUUUGAAAAACGUACUAGCGAGAAUUGAAGAUUACACACUGAAAUAUCAGAAACUGAUUCUCUAAAGGAGAUAGUGUUUUCACCGGCCCCUUUUUGAUGAAUAAGAAAUUGUAAAGCUGUAAACAAAUUUAAGGUUUCAAAACCAAGAUUAUAUCAGCAAUAUUUGAGUGAUAAAAAACUGUUUUCACUUACAUUUUGACUUCUACGUCUUUUAAGAGCGGAUGUCAGUAAAUAUCGACCAGAGGUAUACAAAAGUGAAAAAUCAAAAAUUCUCAAAAAAAUUCACAAAGUAGCACUAGGUAAGCUAUUAACAUAAAUGUAAUUUUUACUUCGAUCCGAUAAUUAUUUUCCACGUACGGGGGGGUUAUUGGUUUCGCGGCUCUCGGACCGGGUUUUCCAGGCCCGAGACCAUGUGUCGCAAAAAAAUCGUUUUAAAAUUCAAAUCCAUUGUAAUGUGGACAACAAAUAACUUAUUCAGAAGAGUACUUAAUUGCACACAUUCUAAGUGGUGAUUUACUCAGUUUGAACGAAAGUCUAAUAUUUUGGAGAUUUUUCAUUAUUUUCAAUAUUUUGAACGUUUUCGUUCAAUGAAAAAAUGGCAAAUUUCAAAGCCCAAAAUCGUCGACUGGUACCUCGAUUUCAGUAACGAGUCUUAUACCACGUUAAAGAGCGUUAUCUCUUCUUUCAAAAUCUGUUUUCAAAACUACGGGCAACUUAAAAGAAAAUGUUUGAGGCCCAAAAAUACAAGUAGUACUUUUCUGAAAUUUGAGCUUUCCAGACUCAGCGGGUCGAUGCUAAAAACUCAGAAAAAUGCAAUAAGAAAUCAGUUUAAGCAACAGUGAUUUAACUUUAUCAGCUAUCAGAAACCACCACGUGUUUAUCGAGUGAUCUGAUAAAAUUUAAAGCCGUUUUCCAACAAGAAAAGCAGAGUUUAGCCAUCUUCUGCUACCAAACGCACGAGUGACGUAAGGUUGUCAAAGGGCAAAGCACAAUAAUAAACUUCAAAAAGCACAACGUUUCUGCGUCCAGGAAUUAGACUUUAGCGGACAGAACAAUGCCUACGAGUGUAUGUUUCAUACCUUAGCAUGGGUUUCCUAGAUACUGGAAAUAAAAAACAUCAAGGACAGCAUCGGCAAGAGCAUCUUCGGCUGCUCUCAAACGACGGAGAUUGCGUUACUUUUCACAGAUUGACCGCUUACCACCUGUUUUUGGGCUCGCAUUUCGACGGAACGCUUGCCUCGAGAGGCGCGCGGCAUGGAUCUGGAUCUGAACUGUUCUUCACGAGACAUUGAGCUGAAUUUAUUGGAAAUAUGCCACCACCACCACCAACAACAUGAGCGUUUUUCGGGUAUUUGUCGUUUUUUAUGCGAAAAGUUCGGGUAAGCAGAUUCUCGCAAAAACCAUUUGGCUUAAAAAAUGUGUUUAAAAGCCCACCCUGGAUUUGAAGCAAAAAGUAUUUCCUCGAAAUAAGCUAAAAAUACCCAGUUCACGCGGUGAAAAAAUGGAUGAUUAUGGAAGGAUUAUCGAAUUCUUGCCUAACCUGAGGGAUUUCCCGUGAUGUAGGAUUAGGGCUAGGAAAAAAGCCCAUAACCUGCUCCUGUCGUUGUGAAUUUCCUCAAGAUCAAAAAUUUCAGUAAGAACCGAAAACAACAGCUUAAAGGAGGUGCACACACCUUGAACUAGCCAGGGAAAAGGGGCUUCUGAUUGAGCUAAACUGUCAUUGAUGCACGGUGCAAUUAGGUAGACCUGUUACAAUCCCCCGCGCAACCACAUGGGGAGUACUUUGAGGCGGUCCUGUCGGGGACUUUCGGGGGUAGAGGACGGGGCAAAUCGAAAAUAACCUCUCUUUGUUUUUGUGAAGUACAUCAUUUCUCGCACGGUUGACAAGGUGACGGCGGACUCCGUACCUUUGGAAAGGCCCUUUUGAAACAUGUCCUGGCAACAUGCAGGGCAUCACGAAAUUAACGUCAACACCUUGAAUCAACUCCAUGAACAGGGAGAGGCGAUAAGUCCCAUCUUAAAAGAUGCUUGAUGUCUAGACGUGAAUAGUCUGUCCACAGUCAUUUUUCAUUUUGUAUUUCCGGACCAUUUGACAGCGUACGAGUGAACCGGAGUGCAGUAACGAGCCCUAACCCCACCCCAUUGCCCUUGCGGUCAAUAAAUCAUCGCGUUUUUCAUUUUUUUUAUGCGCGUUCGAAAACCUCCAAAGGGAAUAUGAAGGGUCUUUGUACAGUUUCAGUUUAUUUUACCGACAAAAAACAACAAAACAAAGCAAAAGACAACUAUACAGAAACACGCAGAAGCAAUGUGGUGAGGAAGCCCAAAAAGACACCAUAAGGCUUAAGUCGUCCCCUUUUCGUUCGCUUAGCGUCAAAUAGGUUUCCUGGUUUUGGGUGGGUCGGUCGGUGGGGUGAAAAAAAAAAAAACAAGAAAUCUGAGAACGGGAGGCCUGAAACACCAGCAUCAUUGCCGUGGAGACUGAAAACAACAAGACAUGGUCACCAAAUCGAAACAAACUCAAUAUGGCGGAAAAUUUGAUGGUCAGUUUCAUGAAAAAAAGGCCAAAAAAGGGUAAAAAGCAAAGAGGAUACACAACCGAACGUUUUAUGCCUCGAAAUGAUGUUAUAAUGCUAAUUUUUUAGAUUAAAAGAAUCAUCAAUCUAAGUCUAAAAAAAAUAAACCUUGUCGUUUCUUUUUCUUGCUUUGUUAAAAAAUGCCAAAAAACUGGGUCUUUUGGACGACACUGAACGAACAAUUAAUUAAUAUGGGAAUUAAUUAUAAGCUCCCUUAAAGUAUAGAAGUAUAAGUUUACAAGGACAGGAUCGAACGUAUACUGAGUAACUAAAUGAUAAAAACUUGAUCAAAAUUAAAUGAAAGGCUAAGAGCCUAAGCGCUGUCUGAUAACGAAACGUUAAUCAAGAAGUGCUGCCUCUCAUUUAAGGUGGCUGAACACAGUUUAGGCAGUUUGUGAAUAUGUCAUUUGUCAAAUCAUGGCAAGAAAAAGGUUGCAGCUCACAAGCUGAAACUUGACAAUUGAAAAAUAUGCUGAUGAAAGAUUUUGAUUGACAGGUAAAAUUUGACCUUUUCGCAGUUUACAUGGAAACAUGAACGACUGAAUACAACUUUAAAUUUUCACUGUUGCUCAGUUUACUUAAAAUUCGCUCAUUAGAUUUUCCUAUAAACUUACACACAGCUUAUUAUAAUUAAUCAUUACCAUUUGAAACUUGUUUGACCAAAUUUUAACAGACGGGUUUUUAGAUAAUCAAUAAUAUAAUGGUACUGUAAUUAUUAAAUGCGUCACAAAAUUCGUCCGUCAAAUUCCAUUUUAAAGUUCUUAUUAUUUAAAAUACGAUAAAAGUAAAAAUUCUGCAAAGUAUCACAAAAUUUUAAUGAGUAAAUUUUGUGAAAUCGUCUUCUGUGUACCAUUGCUUUUUCGCCGCCAUGUUUGUUUGUCUAAUUUAAAACACCCGCCGUCACGCGAGUUGCCGCUGACUGCUCGCAAAACGGUGUUCAGCCACCUUAAAAGAGACGUGAAAUACUGGUUGGACCACAUCCUGAACUCCCGCGAAAACCGCAAGAGAGGAACGCUCAGGGCUAAGGAGACUAAACAGGGCCGUAGCUACUUGUACACACGCUUUGCACGUGCGUACCCGAAAACGUUGAGGAAAAAAAAUAGAAUGAAAUAAACAUAACUAAAAAAAUCGGUUUCCAGAGAAGCGACGACAUUAAUUGGAGAACCGAAUCUUGGAUGAUUUAUUUAUAUAGCAAGCUUGAUGAUGUCAAGCGUGAACGCGUUGUUUUCUCCACGACCUGUCUUCGGAGUAGACGAAGUAGGGCACCAUUAUGUCAAUGUGUGGUGCUUUUGUCGGUCAAAAAUAAUGUGACAAAAAGGGGUAAAAGGAGUCAUUUGUAAACUAAAGUCGGAGGUACUACAAGCUCGAUUUUUAAUAGCUGAAUUAGUGAUAAACGGUUGACGUCAAUGAACAUAACAAGCCAACAGAAUUAAAGAAUUUUAGAGGUUGGGUCAUUUAAUAAACAGCAAAAAUGCUUUUGCUUACAACCGUUAACCUCACCUUUAAUAAAGGCACCUUAGAAAAAUGUUGAGAUUUGGGGUGGGGGCGGGGGGAGGGGGGGAAGAAGAUGUAGAAAAAGUUGGGCGUACCUCCGGAAAAAUCCUGACUACGCACCUGCUAAAGCCUGAAACUGAACAACAGGAGUCUUGACGAAACGUCCUCAGUUAUCACCUGUCCGGGGUCGUACUUUCAAGGAAACGCUGAUCAAGAAUCACUCAUGACGGAAUGAAAACUCCUCGUAGCUUCGAAAAGAGGAGUGACAACAGUGGUAAGGGGUCGUUCUGUGAAAUGUAACGCAAUCUUUGCCGUUUACGAUCUUUCGGCGCUUGGAUUUGAAACGUUGUUGUUUAGUAUCUUCUCCCGUGUGGAUACUUGACAUUUCCAAUAUAUGGAAACACCAUGCUAAGGUACGAACAACGGACAUUCACAACAUUGUUUUGUACGCUAAAAUCUGAUUUCAUGGACGUAAAACGUUUUGAAUUUAAAGACUUUUUAAUAUUAGUGCUUUGCCCUCCCUUUGACAACUUCACGUGACUGGUGCACUUGGCAGGAGUUGACAGCUUAAAUCUGCCUUUCUUGAUAGCAAACGGCAUUAAUUUAUAUCAGAUCGCUGUAUAAACACGUCUUGGUUUCUGAAAGCUGAUAACAUGAAACCACUAUUGCUCAAACUGAUUUCUUACUGUAUUUUUUCAAGUUUUUAGCGUCGGCCCGCCGCGUCUGGAAAGCUCAAAUUUGAGAAAACUACUACUUCUAUUUUUAGGCCUCAAAAAUUUUCUUUUAAGUUGCCCGUAGUUUUGAAAACAGAUUUUGAAAGAAGAGAUAACGCUCUUUAACGUGGUAUAAGACUCGUUACUGAAAUCGAGGUACCAGUCGACGAUUUUGGGCUUUGAAAUUUGCCAUUUUUUCAUUGAACGAAAACGUUCAAAAUAUUGAAAAUAAUGAAAAAUCUCCAAAAUAUUAGACUUUCGUUCAAACUGAGUAAAUCACCACUUAGAAUGUGUGCAAUUAAGUACUCUUCUGAAUAAGUUAUUUGUUGUCCACAUUACAAUGGAUUUGAAUUUUAAAACGAUUUUUUUGUGACACACGGUCCCGGGCCUGGAAAACCCGGUCCGAGAGCCGCGAAACCAAUAACCCCCCCGUACGUGGAAAAUAAUUAUCGGAUCGAAGUAAAAAUUACAUUUAUGUUAAUAGCUUACCUAGUGCUACUUUGUGAAUUUUUUUGGGAAUUUUUGAUUUUUCACUUUUGUAUACCUCUGGUCGAUAUUUACUGACAUCCGCUCUUAAACUGGAGCAGCAGUUGACAGUUAUAUAGAAGAAAAUAUAAAAGUGAAAUGCUCCUUACACUCAAGAUUUAAAACUUUUUUUAAUAGUGUUACUAUAUUUCCUCCCAUCUUAAUAGAAAACAAAAAGAAAUAGCAAGAAACAAAAAAGAAACAUAAAAGAUGAAAAGGAGACAUUGAAUUUAAUACUUCUUGCCAAUCGAGAGAGUACAAGAUAUUGUUAAUUUGAGAGAUGAUUAUGUAGACUGCCAUUUGAUACUGGUUUCAAAGGACUGGAAUAUCACCCAACUUUAAAAAGCGCAAAUCUCCUUUAUCUCAAUUAAUCCUCUAUCGGCUGUAACUCUAGCCUUAUUGCCAUACUCAAGGAGAAAAAUAAGCCCAACCGAAAUUCUCGAAAAUUUCGGUCAAAAACGGAAUGCCGCGGAAAGAACUAACUGAAAACUUUGGCAGAAAAAGAUCUCCCGUUAAAAUUAAAGGGCAGUGCUGAAAACAAAAAGAAAUAGCGAGAUGUUUUUGGAGUCUUUUCUGUCAAGAGUCUUGACAUAAAAGCUAACGGCCGACCAUUGACCAUUCCCCUCUUCAUUUCCAAAAUUUGAGUCAUCAGCGAAAUUUCAGCCCGAUACGUAAGAGAUAACAGUUGUUAGCUGCUAGGGGUGUGAUUAAGUGCAUCGCUGGAAGGAGGGUGAAACGGAAUUGGGCCCGUACAGUCUGACUGACUCAACAUCCUCGAUGUAGAUAGAAUUUUGUACAUUAUGCUUUUAUUUCCCCCGUUAAAUUGCUGCACCUUCACGUUCAGUUUUUUUUCUACUAAAAUGCCCCGGGUCUCCCUUCAACAGGCAAUUCAAUUAACUUCAAAACAUAUAGUGGUAUACACUGUAAUAGCAACGUGCACAGGUUAAUGGUUUUUAUACAGUAAAAGAUAAUUCUCUAAAAGGCUAUAUUGGGGUGAUUUUAUUCAAUUUGUAAUUUCUACUUAAGCUAGUGUCCUUUUUCUCUACUGUAUCGUUUUUCUAAUUCUUAUUUUAUCUGAAAAAAUCCGUUUUUAUGUACUUUACUUCAAUUACUUCAAUGCUCGAAAAUGAAACAAUGUGCUUAAGCUCUUGGGGACUUAUUUUAACAUGGCGCGCAAGAUUUCAUCCAAAGAGUUGAAUUAAUAUUUCCGAAAGGUUCGUCACAGCCAAGCGUAAAAAAUUGCUUUUUGGCGCGCAAUUAUUGAUGGUCACAUUUGAGAAUCCGACGCUCAGACGUAUUACAUGCAGUUAUACCACACCUACUAAACGAUAUAACACAACUGGAGUACCGUUUACCCUUUGGAGUACCCAUUCAUAACUCUUUUAGGUACAUGAAAUAGCUUAACAUUUAUUCUACAAACACGGGGAGCUGUUCUGGACAGGACUGAUUGCAAUGUGGUACAGGUUAAAGACAGUGGUGGUUCCGGGGGAGGGGCCCGAGGGGCCCGCCCCUCCCCUUAUUUUUAGACAAAACUGAGGCCGUAAGGGUCGAAAAAAAAUUUUUUGGAGACUGCCCCCUCUCUCUUUUCUCAGGUUCUGGAUGACUGCCCCAAAACUUCCCCUUCCCCCCCCCGCCCCUUAUCCGAAGGUCUGGAUCCGCCAAUGAAACAAUGUUAGUGGUACAAGACUGAUGUAAACACCGUAUAUAUAUCACUGAUAUAAACUGAUAUUAAAGCCUUCAUAAGCCAAUGAAUGUAACCGAGUUCAUGUCAAUGUCAAAAGCUUAAUCAAUAAAGACAAAUGCAUUCACCUCGGUUGCCGUGGUAGCAUUUAAAAUUACAAUAGUCUGCAUGAAAUCAUCGGUAAUAAUAGUGAAUCAAAAAGAUUAAUUACACAUUAAAGGAUCAGGAUUAGGUGGCAGCGAAAUAAGCUGGGUAUAAAGUUAGUUUAAAGUAUUCCAGUCAACAGUUAGCCCUCUAGCUUCCUAUCCCCUGUUUCUUUUCAUAACAAAGCCCUCUUACUUGGACUUGCAUCCUCACGUAUGCGAAUAUUUACGAAAACAAUUUUUCUCCGUUUUAGCUGGCUUUACGUCCACAGGUACUUAACGGCGUUUUGGCUCCAAAAAACACAAGUUUUCGAAAACGGUUCCCAGUCUAGAGAGCUGUAAAAACGCUCUUUCUAGGUCCGACAUUCUCACGUUUCCAAGUAUUUAAAUUGCAAACAGACAUUCUUCUCCGUUUUAGCUUUCCGUCCACAGGCACAUAACGGCGUUUGGACUCCAUAACACACAAUUUUUCGCAACCGGUCCCUAAGCUAGAGAGUUUUAAAAGCGCGAGCUUGUCGUUCACAAUUCAGGGGCACCCAACGAGAAUAUAGUUCAGAACCACUUAAACAUAGCAUUGUUAAACGUGUUUUAGUAUUUAAACGGUGGAUACGGGCAUACUUUUAUCCCCUAUAAAUUUUUCAUCUGUUCGGAUUUCGUAGCUGAAAGUCUAGUGAUCCGAAAAUUAUAGGGAUCAAAAGUUACCUGUUCGAAAAUUUCAGCCAGAAAAAAGGCUCCUGAAAAUUCUAGGUGACCUUUUUUAGGGUAAAAAUCCGUUGAAAAUGGGCAAUUUUACCAUUUUUUUGAUGUUCGAAAAUCCUAGGAGAGGCAGGCAAGCAAGAAAUUUUACAACAAAUGUUCCGAAAAUUCUAGAUCUCAAAUCGUCUUCCGAACAGAUAUUUUCCCGAAAAUUGUCGUUGGGUGCCCCUGACAAUUGGGCAGCGAAUACAAGGUUUUCGAAUCCGACGAUGUCAAACAGUCAUACGAUAAACAUUGCGCAUGCUAUUUUAUAGACUAUGCGAUAUUACCAUCGUUUUUUACCAUGUACAAAAUAUCAAAUUAUCAAAUACAGCUGCAUGACUCGCAAAAAUAUUCCACGAUGCUACACACUAAACUCGUUCAAUAAUAUAUAUAUUUUUAGAUGAUCAAGGUUGUCUGGUAUCAACGUGAGAUCUCACUUGGCAUAUUUAUUACUAUUUAGUUUCGUAUCACACGGCAUGUGCGGCACUCCUCAGGUAAAAUUGUCAAAAAAAGUUCAUUACAACAUACGCUACAACAUUCGCUACCACUGCAAACGAGCGCGCAGAAUUUGAAUCAAAAAACUAUUGCGUGACAUAUUUUCAGAUGUAUUUGUAGGACGUCUAUUUAUACUGAUUUAACACUUUAAACCCUAAGAGUGAUCAGCAUCAAAUUUCUCCUUGUAAUAUUUAUGCUUCGUAAAAUAGAGUGGUCGUGAGAAUUACGGACAUGAUCACACAAGAUGAAUUUGCUUGAUGAUUUAUCACCUUCUCCCCACUACUCCUGUAGGAAAUGAAUAGGGGCAACAAAUGAGAACUCAAAAUUUGAUCUUAGGAUUUAAAGGGUUAAAGGCAUCUUACUAUCUUAAGUAUUGUUUUUCCUUUUAGUAUUCUGCGGUGAUGUUUUGAGUGCUGAAUGUGGGAUCUGUGAAACAUGGAAAAGAGAGGGUAAAUGCAAAACACGCUGUGCAGAAACUUUAUGUCUGGCGACCUGUGAACACUGCAAACAAGGUGAGUUUACAAAUUACGAAUAGCUCUAUUUUGAAUUGCCUAUUUUAUCGCUACCUGUACUAUCUGACACAGACUUGAGCGAAAUUCUGAGAGAAGAGAUGUUCGCCUUUUAGUAGACAAUUUUUUUUAAUAUCGUUUCCUAAGCCGCAAAAUAAAUUUGUCUCAUCCUCGAACAGAUAAGAUACUGAGCUUAUCAGUGGAGCUACCUUGCGAGCAGAGGCCCUUCGAUCUUCCUAGAUAAGUCGCGAAGAGGAAGAGACUGUGUCAAAAAUUAAUAUUUAAUUGUUAAUGGAAGCGAGGCCGAGCAAGGCUCGGUUACAUUUGAAUUUAGCGCAUGUUCAACAGGGAAAGUCAAGGCGGCUGGCAGAGGUCCCUUCCUCUUCCCGACUUAUCUAAGAAGAUCGAAGGGCCUCUGCUCGCAGGGUACAGUGGAGCUCGAAUUCAUUAAAUCAUACUGAAAUACAUAUUUAAAAAGCCGAGGACAAAGGAGAGAUCCGUGUAGAACUCCUCCUAAUAAUCAUUAUAAAAAAAGCAGUAAAGCAAAACUUGCAUCUGUAGAGAGUGUAAUGCUCACGCAUGUAUAACCUCGCAAGGUACUUGUAUAUAUAAAAAUGUUUAAGAAAUACUUGAUUGAUGUGUAAAGUGAUGUUUGUCACGCAAGCGUGUUUGAAAAUCGUGAAACCUUGUCGUGCAUGGAUACUAUAUCCAAUGAGCUACUGAGAGGCUCAGUUGGAGAAGCUGGUAUUUGCGCAUGCGAGGUUAAAUUUCAAAUUCAAGGAGGCCAUGCCAAGGGGCGUGUUUCACAUUUUUGGUUAAAACUGAGCUGAAAUUAUGGCUGAGUAUUAUUAGUCAUUUUUUAUCAAACUCCGAUCCAUAAGGGACGGACCAUUAGAAAAGUUAUGGUUGGGGUGGGGAAUUUUCGAGCGGCAGGAAUUUUUUUUCGUUUUCAGAUUCCAUGGAUGAAUUUUUUUUAGGCCAUGACAUGAAUAUUUUUUAGGGUUGAUUGGCGUACAUGAAUUUUUUUUCAUUUAAUUUUCCCUUGCGCGAAUAUUUUCUUUGUACUUCGCCCGCCCCCCCACCCCCCCCAUAAGUUUUCUAAUGGUCCGUCCCUAAAGGAACUAUAACAAAUUGAUAUAUUAUACGCAUAAUUGAUGAAUAAUAAGUUUUCAGUCUUUUUUUGGCUAAAAGGGACUCAAAUCCAUCUUCCUUCUGGGCUUCGACAGCUAGAAACAUUAACGCCUAUAGGUAACGUUAAAUUAGUACAGUAUUUUUAAAUAGAUUUAUAAUUAUAUACUGAAACCAUUAUUUCGAGGAUCUCUUUGGUUCCAGCGUCAAUUUUGGCUCCUUUAAAACACCUAUUAGUACGUACAGUAACCAGUUAUCACCUGGCUCCCUUUUCUUCACAGAUGAUAAGCGCACAGUUCUUGACGUGCGUUACAAAGGUUGCUACCGUGAUGGAUUUCGAAGUGACUUCGAAAAGAUGAUUCCAAUGAAACGCGAAUAUCUUGGAGUGCGAUCAUGUACGGAAGAGUGUCAUUUACAGGGUUAUCCUUAUGCGGCGGUCCAAGACGCAAGGUUUUGUAUGUGCUCGCGGCAAUUUGGAAGGUACGGAGCCGCUGAGGAUGAAAGCCAAUGCAUGACGCAGUGUAUCGCUGGAUCCGAAAACGAGCGAUGCGGUGGGCCUUGGAAGAAUGCUGUGUACGAAAUAGGUGAGUUAAUAGGCCAUCUUCACGAUGACGCCAUUUGACUAAAACUAUCAGAAUUCAUUUCGUUUUUCAUUUCUUAAUUUCAUUGGUCAGUGCCCCCACUAAACUUAAUAAACCCAACACUAUUUACCCAAGAAAAAAGAAACAAACUGAGGGUUUCAACUUUGAGGUGAAACUUCCCAAUGUCAAGUUUUUCAUGGAAGACAAACACAAGACGAUGCUAUUGAUGACAGUGGUGUGGUAGUGGUGGUAAGCUUGAAGCCUGACCGCAGGAGUGGUAUUCCAUGGCUCAGGCCGAUUUAAUUUAUUGCAAUUUACCUUUGAUUCAAGUUUAUGUUGUGAAGAAAUUGAUGGAUCGUUUCUCUCAAAAAAUUGAAACAAAAUCCCGAAAUUCCGAUGGUGAUGUGUGAUAGCUAGCAACCACGAUAUGCAUGAUGUGCAAAUCAGUAAACUAUUUAUCAAGCUCCAAAAUAUCUUAAUAUUAAAAGCAUUUUAUUCGGAACAAGCAAAGCCAAAUGUUAAAUGAAAUUCAUCCAAAGAUUAAAAAUAAUUGAGGACACACCUGUCCUUUACACGACCAUGCAAUUUCGCAACUGAUUCGACACAUUGCCAAAACUAUGAUAUUGUUUUUUGUUACCUUUCCGCUUUUCUCUCCGACAGCUUCGCGAGAACUGCAGAGCGGUGGCGUGAGGCUGAAUGACCUGUCGGAAAAGCUUCUCCGCGCCUUAGAAAAGAAAGACCAACCACAACCACAGGCCCAGUUCACUGGCGUAUUAUCAGAUCAACUUGACCGGCUGAGAAAGAGAAAUCGAGAUUACAACCCCUACUAGCUAGGGGGGAGUAUAUUGUAGUUGACAGAAUAUCUUGUUUUUGUCUUUUUUGAGAAUAAAUGGACAGUUUAAUUUUAAUUGUGAUGGGAAGGGUGCAGGGGGUUAAAUGUUAUGAGUAAUAGGAUAUUUUUCGUUUUGAAAACUUGAGGGAUUCGCAUUCUCCGCCAACUUUCUUUUAUAAUUGUUUUUGAAGUACAUUACGGUAUUUUUCUUGAACGCACUUUGAAAGCUGUUUUGUCGUGGAAAUUAUUCAAAAUUGUCUACUCAUGAUUGAUAUUUUUCUUGGAAAAGAACGGAAUGAUUAGCAUCGUUGAGAUAAAGAAAGAAACAACAACAAAAUGCAAAUCAAAUUAACUUUUUU
Molecule: messenger RNA, 11974 nt
Organism: Porites lobata
Lineage: Eukaryota; Metazoa; Cnidaria; Anthozoa; Scleractinia; Poritidae
Source: the annotation of a GenBank genome assembly